Messenger RNA from Microtus oregoni (creeping vole), 438 nucleotides. Its product is annotated as 60S ribosomal protein L26-like. The record is from RefSeq and is a predicted model, not a curated record. Gene Ontology annotation, biological process: ribosomal large subunit biogenesis; cytoplasmic translation. Lineage: Eukaryota; Metazoa; Chordata; Mammalia; Rodentia; Cricetidae. Gene Ontology annotation, cellular component: cytosolic large ribosomal subunit; ribosome. The coding region runs from base 1 to 438 and encodes 145 amino acids. The transcript has a single exon. Gene Ontology annotation, molecular function: RNA binding; structural constituent of ribosome.
AUGAAGUUCAAUCCCUUUGUGACCUCUGACCGGAGCAAGAACCGCAAACGGCAUUUCAAUGCACCUUCUCACAUUCGGAGGAAGAUCAUGUCUUCCCCCAUUUCCAAAGAGCCGAGACAGAAGUACAAUGUUCGCUCUAUGCCCAUUCGAAAGGAUGAUGAAGUUCAGGUUGUCCGGGGACACUACAAAGGCCAGCAGAUUGGCAAAGUGGUCCAAGUGUACAGGAAGAAAUACGUCAUCUACAUUGAAUGGGUGCAGCGGGAAAAGGCUAAUGGCACAACUGUCCACGUGGGCAUCCACCCCAGCAAGGUGGUGAUCACCAGGCUAAAGCUGGACAAAGACCGAAAGAAGAUCCUGGAAAGGAAAGCCAAGUCUCGACAAGUAAGAAAGGAGAAGGGCAAAUAUAAGGAAGAAACAAUUGAGAAGAUUCAGGAGUAG